Messenger RNA from Laetiporus sulphureus 93-53, 2414 nucleotides. RefSeq names its product P-loop containing nucleoside triphosphate hydrolase protein. Lineage: Eukaryota; Fungi; Basidiomycota; Agaricomycetes; Polyporales; Laetiporaceae. The coding region runs from base 78 to 2342 and encodes 754 amino acids. Gene Ontology annotation, biological process: mRNA splicing, via spliceosome. Gene Ontology annotation, molecular function: RNA binding; RNA helicase activity; ATP binding. Gene Ontology annotation, cellular component: catalytic step 2 spliceosome. The transcript has 11 exons. The record is from RefSeq and is a predicted model, not a curated record.
CGCCUGCAUCUUGCGCAGUGCGCACGUCUUCUCCGCUCACGACUUUACGCUUCACAUCCAGCUUUGCAUCAUCCACCAUGGCGAGCACUAGGGCAGAGCCGCUGUCCAUCGAGAGCUUACUUCAGAAACAGAAGGAGGAGAAAGAGGCUUCGUCCAAGCCCAGGUUCCUGACUAAGGAACAACGCGCGCAGCUUGCUAUAAGCAAACGUGCACAAGAGAUCAAGGAACAGCGCGAGAAAGAUGAGCAGGCAAAGCAGGACCGUGAACGCUUGGAGCGAGAGGCGGAGGAGAUCCAUCAGCGCGAGCGAGAGCGGGAACGUGCGAGCAGAUACGGAGGCAGUGGUCGAUACGACGACCGCUACGACCGGGAAAGAGACCGGGACAGAGGAGACAGCCGAUACGGUCGGCGGGAUGCUCGAGACAGAGACAGACGACAGACAGACGACAGACGUUCCGGGUCAUAUCAAGGUGUACCCACGGGCCCUCGCGCCGACCGAGGCAAAGCACCCCCAUCAGGCCCAGCAAGCAGCACCUCCACACCGCCACCAUCCUCCAUGCCCCCUCCCCCUCCACCCGGAUCGUCGACCAACGGCAUUCCUUCCAUCACCGCUGCAUCAGAGCCCUACGUUCCACCCAUGACCGAUAGCGACCUGAGCGCCAUUCGCUCGCGAUACCUCGGCGUCGACAAGAAGAAGCGAAAGAUCCGCAAGAUGAACGAUCGCAAGUUCGUGUUCGACUGGGACGAGCAGGACGACACGUAUAGUGCGGAGACACCUGCAGCUAUCGGGAGCCAAAGGCAGGGUGCGCAGGUUAUGUUUGGCCGAGGGCACAUUGCCGGGAUGGACGAUGGUGGAGGAACCGUGUCGGUGCGAAGGAACGGUGGGGAGGGCAUGCAGUUGGCGGAUUCUCUUGAGAGGAGGAAGGCUGCAAAGUCUGGCUUAGAUGAGAGGCACUGGACUGAGAAGUCACUGGAGGAGAUGAAGGAGCGCGAUUGGCGUAUCUUCCGAGAAGACUUCAGCAUUGCCUCCAGAGGCGGUCUGAUUCCGCAUCCUCUACGGUCAUGGGCCGAGUCGUCAAUACCGCAACAAAUCCUCGAUGUCAUUGCGAAGAUUGGCUACAAGGAUCCGUCGCCUAUCCAACGUCAAGCAAUCCCAAUUGGUCUACAGAAUCGAGAUAUCAUUGGCAUCGCCGAGACCGGUUCCGGUAAGACCGCCGCCUUUGUCAUUCCUAUGUUGGCGUUCAUCUCCAGCUUGCCGCCAUUCACGGACGACAUUAGACACCUGGGUCCCUAUGCACUUAUCCUCGCACCUACUCGUGAGUUGGCUCAACAAAUCGAGUCGGAGACGAAGAAGUUCGCGGGCCCGCUUGGAUUCACCUCCGUGUCUAUCGUUGGAGGACGUUCUGUAGAAGAACAACAGUUCAACUUGCGUUCCGGUGCAGAGAUCAUCAUCGCCACGCCUGGUCGUCUCAAGGAUGUUAUCGAGCGUCACGUCAUCGUGCUCUCCCAAUGUCGCUACAUCGUCAUGGAUGAAGCCGACCGGAUGGUGAACCUGGGUUUUGAGGCGGACCUUACCUUCAUUCUUGAUAAGCUCCCCAGCGAUACGAUGGAGGGCGAGGACCAAGGCGAGCAGAUGGACGUGGAUGGCGAGACGAUGAUCAAGAAGGGCCGUACGAGAGUGACAACGCUGUUCUCUGCGACUAUGCCUCCGCCUGUCGAGCGUCUCACCAAGAAGUACCUCAAGAAGCCCGCUAUCAUCACAAUUGGUGAGGCAGGCAGAGCUGUGGAUACUGUCGAGCAGAAGGUUGAAUUCGUCAGCGGAGACGAGAAGAAAAAGCAGAAAAUCUUGGAGAUUCUCAACAGUGGCGCAUACGCCGCGCCGAUCAUCGUGUUUGUCAAUCAGAAGAAGACUGCAGAUAUGGUGGCCAAGGAUCUCCAGCGUGCAGGGUGGAACGCCGCGACGUUGCACUCCGGCAAGAACCAGGAGCAGCGAGAGGCGGCGCUGCAGUCCCUGCGCACCGGCGACUGCGACAUCCUCGUUGCCACUGAUCUUGCUGGUCGGGGUAUCGACGUGCAGGACGUCAGCUUGGUUAUCAACUACCAGAUGGCGAACACCAUCGAGUCAUACGUGCACCGUAUUGGUCGAACCGGUCGUGCUGGGAAACAAGGAACUUCGAUUACUUUCCUGACGAAUGACGACGAUGAAGUAAUGUACGAUCUCAAGCAAGAGAUAUCGAAGAGCCCGGUGUCGAAAGUGCCUAUCGAGCUGGCGAAGCACGAGGCGGCGCAGCACAAGGUGUCCAAGGAGAUGAAGAGGAAACGGGAUGCGGACGACCAGGGCUGAGGCGCGAGUCGGGUGUUCACGGUACCGUGCGUGGGGGAGAGCCUAGCAGAUGUAUAAGUUGGGCGAUACUAG